GUGUGUGUGUGUCCCUUAUGCGUCACCCUCCGAGUGGCUCCUGUACAUAACUGUACGUUCAUCAGACCACCUAUUGCAGGUUGUGGUCCAACGAGAGCAGCAACUCCACCACUAAGAGCACUAAGUUUUGCAGGCAGUAUGUCGGGGUCACAAACCAAGACGGAGGUGUUCACGGUGACUGAAAUGGGGGACGCGGCAGCAGAGGGAGGCAAGAGCAACACGAACAACAAGAGGCGCGUGUAUGAGCAGUACGUGCAGCCCUGCCUGGCCGAGCUGUUUGGGACGAGCCUGUUCAUGUUCGUGGGGUGCGCAUCAGUCAUCGGGAACGUGGGCACGACUCUCAUCCAGCCUGCUCUAGCACACGGCCUGGUGGUGGGGGUGCUGAUCAAGGCGUUUGGGCAAAUUAGUGGGGGGCAUUUUAACCCCGUGGUGUCUGUGAGCAUCUACCUGUGCGGGGGGAUGAAGCUGGUUCUUCUCCUGCCAUAUGUCCUGGCCCAGAUGAUUGGAAGCGUAAUUGGUGCCUUCUUGACAAAGGCAGUGUAUCCGUCUAGUUUAUAUACUUCGUCUCUCGGAGGUGCCUUCAACGUAGUAAAUGGUGAUCUCGGUAAAAUCACGCUAUCGGAAGUGAUGUUGACCCUGAUCCUCACAACGGUGGUGUGCAUGAUGGCCGUCAACAGCCAAACUCGAACACCGUGGGCUCCUUUCUGCAUCGGCCUCACUGUGACAGCCAACAUAUUUGCCGGGUAA
Messenger RNA from Mugil cephalus (flathead mullet), 747 nucleotides. Its product is annotated as aquaporin-8-like. The transcript has 3 exons. The coding region runs from base 139 to 747 and encodes 202 amino acids. NCBI's taxonomy places the organism in Eukaryota, Metazoa, Chordata, Actinopteri, Mugiliformes, Mugilidae. Gene Ontology annotation, biological process: transmembrane transport; water transport. Gene Ontology annotation, cellular component: plasma membrane. The record is from RefSeq and is a predicted model, not a curated record. Gene Ontology annotation, molecular function: water channel activity.